AUGACUCUAGAUACUUUGCCCUUUAUUUCACGUCGUUCUGCUGUGUAUGGUACCCAUGGAAUGGUUGCUAGCUCGCAACCACUUGCAACGCAGGCAGGUGUCGAUAUUCUCAAGAAAGGAGGAAAUGCAGCUGAUGCAGCUGUUGCAGUUGCUGCUGCUCUUAAUGUUACAGAACCCGCGUCGACCGGCAUUGGUGGCGAUGCAUUCUGUUUGUUUUACGAUGCCAAAACUCGCAAAGUCCGUGGUUUGAACGGUUCUGGAAGAACUCCAGCUGCCCUCACCAUUGAGUAUCUCCGUGAAAAAGCCAGUCUUCAUGGCUCUUCGCUCCCUAAUUAUAGCGUCCAUGCGGUAACUGUACCUGGUGCCGCAGCUGCGUGGGUUGACACGGUCGAGCAUUUUGGCUCUGGAAAGGUGGAUAUGGCUACUGUCUUGCAGCCUGCUAUUGACCUUGCCGAGAACGGUUUCCCAGUGUCGCACAUUUCAGCACGAUCGUGGAAAGAAGAGGAAAAGACCCUCAAAGAAUUAAACACCACCAAAGAUAACAUGCUUAUUGACGGCGUUCGUGCACCUGCCGAGGGCGAUAUCAUGCAACUAACGAACCUUGCAGAAACCUACAAAGCCGUUGCUGCUCAGGGCAAAGAUGCGUUUUACAAGGGACGCAUUGCCGAUGCUAUUGUUGAUGCUGUCAAGUCUCGUGGAGGCUUGAUGACACACGAAGACCUUGCUUCACACACGUCCGAGUUUGUCGACCCAAUCUCCAUAGAUUAUCAUGAUUGGACCGUCUGGGAAAUCCCACCCAAUGGUCAAGGCAUCACUGCAUUGAUUGCACUUGGUAUUAUCCGUGCCUUGGAAGAGCAACAUGGAUUGAAUCUUGCCAAACUCGAGCACAACUCGGCAGAGUACUUGCAUAUCAUUAUUGAAGCACUGCGUUUGGCAUUUGCUGAUACCCGCUAUUAUGUAACUGAUCCUCAAGUGCUGCCUGUGCCAACUGAAAAGCUCUUGAGCAAAGAGUAUCUCUCAGAACGUGCUAAAUCGGUGGAUUUGAAGAAGCGAAACGACAAGGUCGAAAAAGGAUACCCAGACGAGACUAGUAAUACCGUUUACUUUUCUGUCGUGGAUGGAGAAGGCAAUGCCUGCAGUUUCAUUAACUCAAACUUUAUGCACUUUGGAUCUCAUAUCGUCCCUGACAACUGUGGAUUCACGCUCCACAACCGAGGAUGUAACUUUGUACUUAUUGAGGGUCAUCCCAACUGCAUUAACCCCAAGAAGCGACCAUACCACACAAUUAUUCCCUCCAUGAUUACGCGCAAGACACCCUCUGGCGAUCAUGAUCUCGAAGCCUGCUUUGGCGUGAUGGGCGCCUUUAUGCAACCUCAGGGCCAUGUCCAAGUCGUCAUGAACUUACUGCACUACCUUGCAAAUCCCCAGCACGCCCUCGAUCUUCCUAGAAUCUGCAUCGCUCCACCCAAGCCCGACGGCCUGUUAGCAGCCAAUGCAUAUAGCUUUACAGACGUCUCCAGCUCUGUCGUGUAUGUCGAAGACGGUAUUGCUCCUGAAGAAGUUGAAAAGCUCGAAGCCAUGGGCCACACAUGCUAUACCGUCAGAGACCAAGGACGUUCGAUGUUUGGUCGCGGUCAAAUUAUUCGUGCGAAGAAGGAUGCUCAUACCGGCAAACUCGUAUUGGGUGCUGGUAGUGACCCUCGCGGCGACGGACAUGCUGCAGGCUGGUAG
Zychaea mexicana is the source of this 1731-nucleotide messenger RNA. RefSeq names its product gamma-glutamyltranspeptidase. Bases 1 to 1731 code for a protein of 576 amino acids. The transcript has 12 exons. Lineage: Eukaryota; Fungi; Mucoromycota; Mucoromycetes; Mucorales; Lichtheimiaceae. The record is from RefSeq and is a predicted model, not a curated record.